Molecule: messenger RNA, 952 nt
Organism: Biomphalaria glabrata
Lineage: Eukaryota; Metazoa; Mollusca; Gastropoda; Planorbidae
Product: rRNA N6-adenosine-methyltransferase METTL5-like
Exons: 6
Coding region: 200-868 (222 amino acids)
Biological process (GO): rRNA methylation
Molecular function (GO): rRNA (adenine-N6-)-methyltransferase activity; nucleic acid binding
Source: RefSeq, a predicted model, not a curated record
CUCAUAGUGACUCUACUGUCUCUACACUUAAACUUACAGUCACUAAGUUCUAACUUCUUUAUUUUAUAUUAAACUAACUUGUAAGUUGUAAACUUCUGUUCGAGUUCACUGUAAAACUGAGUCUGAGUCAGUGAGUGUUGUUUAGGUUACUCGCUCUCACUCAACUCACUGAGAGUAAAUCAGUAGUAGUGGAAAAUAAAUGGCAAGUCAGUUGAAGUGCAUGAAAAGAAAAGAACUAGAAUCCUAUUUGCAAGAUGUUGAAGUGUUUGAUAAUCCAAAAGUGAAACUUGAGCAAUAUCCUACAACACCACACAUUGCAGCAUGUAUGUUACACACAAUGUCAGCUACUUAUGAUGAUUUAGAGGGCAAGCUUGUGGCAGACCUUGGUGUAGGUUGUGGUGUAUUAAGCAUAGGGGCUGUUAUGUUAGGAGCUGGCUAUGUUCUAGGAAUAGACAUUGAUGAAGAUGCCUUAGAAAUUUGUAAUACCAACAUAGAGGAAUUUGAGAUUUCAUCCAUAGACCUAGUCAAUUCAGAUGUUAAAACCUUAUUCACAUCAGGCCAUCAAUCCAGUCCAUUGUACAAAAAAUUUGAUACAGUCAUUAUGAAUCCUCCAUUUGGAACUAAAAGAAAUGAAGGAAUUGAUACUGAAUUUCUUCAGGCAGCAUUGAACCUAUCAAACAAUGCAAUUUACUCCCUUCACAAAACAUCAACAAGAGAGCAUAUUUUAAAAAAGGCAGCUAGUUGGAAUGUUGAUGCAACUGUUAUUGCUGAGCUUCGGUUUGAUCUGACUAACACUUUCAAGUUUCACAAGAAAAAAUCUGUUGAUAUCGAAGUAGACUUUAUAAGAUUUUCUCACAAGAAACCAUGACCUGCUCAUGUCAAAAUAAAUUGCAAUAAAUUACUGAAUGUCUGGCACAGACUUGUACAUAAUAUUAAAUACUAUUGAACUUUU